AUGCACCUUUCUUUAUCCUUCCGCUCCCUUUUCAAACAAGGGUUUAUUAAUUUCCUUACCCUCGCCUCCCUUCCCCUCCAUUAUCCUCCUCUCCCCUCCCUUAUGAACUGCCCCAAUCCAAAUUGUCGCCGGCAGUUGCUCUCUUCAUCGUCUUCUCCCGAUCAACCACAGUUACAUCUUCGUCGCCGCCGUCUCCCUCUCAACCACACCGCGCAGUUUGGGAAAGAUAACGAAAUAGGGAUUGGAGAAGCCUGCAAGCACCGCGAGAGAAGAGCGGGGAAUUACAAAAGGAAAUGGGAGAGGGAAGGGCGAUGGUAAUGCAGGGUAGAAAGAGAGGGCUUUUGUUUUUGUUUUUUUUUAAAAUAUUUUCUGUAAUUAUUUCGAUAGGAAAUAAUUUUGUAAGAAAUUGGAAAGCAGGAAUAAUGACAAGCGAAUGUUAGAACGAAGCUCUUUUCCCCUCUCUUCCUCUCCAAAGAUCUCUUGCAAGAGAGCAAUUUCUCUCUAUCAUCAAUGGCUGUAAUGGUGAUGGGGUUGGUUCCGUCAGAAGAGGAGUAGCGCGGAAGUUGGCAUCCUUCAUUCCACAUCCCGAGGAAGCAAUCAGAUGGCAUCGUCGGUGGGAGCAGAUCCACCAUCCACGCUUAAAUUUAUGGAGCUUGCCCUAGAUCAGGCUAAAUUUGCAUUGGACAACCUUGAAGUCCCUGUUGGCUGUGUUAUUGUGGAGGAUGGCAUAGUUAUUGCCUCUGGCAGCAACCGAACCACCAUCACACGAAAUGCUACAAGACAUGCAGAAAUGGAAGCCAUUGAUAUUCUUCUUGAAAAGUGGCAAAAAAUUGGACUUGACCAAUUGCAAGUUGCAGAAAAGUUUUCAAGAUGUGAUCUUUAUGUUACAUGUGAACCUUGUAUAAUGUGUGCAACAGCCUUGUCCAUUCUUGGAAUAAGGGAGGUAUUCUAUGGUUGUGCUAAUGAUAAAUUUGGAGGAUGUGGAUCCAUUUUGUCGCUACAUGAAAGCAGCUCUGAGAAAUUGUGCAGCAAAGGAGUUUUACCAGCUAAGGGCUUCAAAUGCACCAGAGGACUCAUGUCUGAAAAGGCAAUUGCUCUUUUCCGAAGUUUCUAUGAACAGGGAAAUCCAAAUGCUCCAAAGCCUCACCGACCAGUCCGAAUGCUUUGAUAGGCUCAACGAAGCUAAAGCCGUAAACUGGUAAAGUUCGUUUGUUUGGAAGAUUUUGUUUUUAUUUUGAAGCUGCUGAAGAGAGCCAGUCAGAAAUUCUUAAUUCCCAUCUGUAUGAGGUAUGUUGCAUGAAUCAAACCCGGGCAAUAUUUGCAUUGCCAAAUAUCUGAUCAGCCCCUUUCGUACCAGACUCUCUUUGUUCUCUUUAGCAGAUCCUUGAACCCAUAUGCGGGCCUUAGGGAAGGCAAGAGUUUAAAUGAUUAUUCUUGUUUUUUAGCUCUAGAUUUUGUACAAGAAACACUAGACGGGUUUAUUGUUUUUUGCAUGCUCCUGCAAUGGAAUCGGACUUACAGACGGAUGCGUGAAGAA
Molecule: messenger RNA, 1537 nt
Organism: Elaeis guineensis (African oil palm)
Lineage: Eukaryota; Viridiplantae; Streptophyta; Magnoliopsida; Arecales; Arecaceae
Source: RefSeq, a predicted model, not a curated record